Dipodomys ordii (Ord's kangaroo rat) is the source of this 2446-nucleotide messenger RNA. It is a transcript of the gene Spag6, whose product is annotated as sperm associated antigen 6. The record is from RefSeq and is a predicted model, not a curated record. Gene Ontology annotation, biological process: filopodium assembly; neuron projection extension; epithelial cilium movement involved in extracellular fluid movement. The transcript has 11 exons. Bases 67 to 1596 code for a protein of 509 amino acids. Gene Ontology annotation, cellular component: axoneme; sperm principal piece; microtubule cytoskeleton. Gene Ontology annotation, molecular function: microtubule binding. NCBI's taxonomy places the organism in Eukaryota, Metazoa, Chordata, Mammalia, Rodentia, Heteromyidae.
GCCCAGCCGCGUCGCCGCACCUCGUUGCCGCCGGGAGGUGCGGGGCGGACAGCGAUCGCGGGCGCCAUGAGUCAGAGGCAGGUGCUGCAAGUGUUCGAGCAGUACCAAAAGGCUCGCACCCAGUUCGUGCAGAUGGUGGCGGAGCUGGCGACCAGACCCCAAAACAUCGAGACACUGCAGAACGCGGGUGUGAUGUCUUUAUUGAGACCUCUUCUUCUGGAUGUGGUUCCUACAAUUCAACAGACUGCAGCUUUGGCUCUCGGGAGACUGGCCAAUUAUAACGAUGAUUUAGCAGAAGCAGUUGUAAAGGGAGACAUUCUUCCGCAGCUUGUCUAUUCAUUGGCAGAACAGAACCGUUUCUACAAGAAAGCAGCGGCCUUUGUGCUGCGAGCAGUCGGCAAGCACUCGCCUCAGCUGGCGCAGGCCAUUGUGGACUGCGGAGCGCUGGACACGCUGGUGAUCUGCCUGGAAGAUUUCGACCCUGGAGUCAAAGAGGCUGCAGCCUGGGCCCUGGGAUACAUUGCAAGACAUAAUGCAGAACUGUCACAAGCUGUGGUGGACGCAGGAGCUGUUCCUCUUUUAGUACUCUGUAUCCAGGAGCCAGAAAUUGCUUUGAAAAGGAUUGCUGCUUCGGCCCUCAGUGAUAUUUCAAAGCAUUCUCCAGAGUUAGCACAGACAGUAGUGGAUGCAGGAGCUGUGGCCCACUUAGCCCAGAUGAUCCUCAACCCUGACGCUAAGUUGAAGCGUCAGGUCCUUUCAGCUCUCAGUCAGAUCGCAAAACAUUCUGUGGAUCUGGCAGAAAUGGUUGUCGAAGCAGAGAUUUUCCCAGUUGUACUCACCUGUCUGAAGGACAAAGAUGAAUAUGUGAAGAAAAAUGCUUCUACUUUAAUUAGAGAAAUUGCAAAGCAUACACCUGAGCUUUCGCAGCUGAUCGUUAAUGCAGGAGGCGUUGCUGCUGUGAUCGAUUGUAUUGGGUCCUGCAAGGGGAACAUCCGGCUGCCCGGCAUCAUGAUGCUCGGCUAUGUGGCCGCUCAUUCUGAGAACCUGGCAAUGGCAGUGAUCAUUUCCAAGGGUGUACCCCAGUUGUCAAUCUGCCUGUCAGAAGAACCGGAAGAUCAUAUUAAGGCUGCUGCAGCGUGGGCCUUAGGACAGAUUGGGAGACACACUCCCGAACAUGCACGGGCUGUUGCUGUCACAAACACUUUGCCAGUUCUCCUUUCCUUGUACAUGUCAUCAGAGAGCUCUGAGGAUCUGCAAGUGAAAAGUAAAAAAGCCAUCAAGAAUAUCCUGCAGAAGUGCACCUACCUACCAGCCCUCGAGCCGUUCCUGUAUGACGCUCCACCCAACAUUCUGAAGCAUGUAGUUGGGCAGUUCAGUAAGGUGCUUCCACAUGAUAGCAAAGCUCGGCGACUUUUUGUGACAAGUGGUGGACUUAAGAAGGUUCAAGAGAUAAAAGCAGAACCAGGUUCUAUCCUUCAGGAAUACAUCAACAGUAUUAACAAUUGCUACCCAGAGGAAAUAGUAAGGUACUAUUCCCCUGGAUAUUCAGAUACACUUCUGCAGAGGGUGGACAGCUAUCAACCAAUUAUUAAUUAAACAAAGUUGUAUUUUUAUACUUAUAUUUACCACAGAGAAUGAAUAACAAUCGUUAAAGUUUGAAGUAUCUGAAUUAAGUACAUACCAGUUUCAUUCAACAUGAAAUACCUUUAGAUAAUAUUUGAAGUUUUUGUGAUGCUUUAGAAAUUAGUAACUUGAAUACAUAAGGAACCAUUGAGAAUCAUUUGCAUGUAUAGGGUUUGCUCUAAAGAUAGAUUUAAAGACACUAAUGGGGUUUAAGGUACAUGUUAUUUUCUACUAAGACCACAAUCAAAUACACAAUACACCCCUCCCCUUCAAUAGGUAAAUGAUGGUGUUUAGAAACCCUUAUUUUGGCCAAUUAGGAAAUAUGCAUAGGCCUUAGCUAUUACACAGCAGGAUGUAGAAGAGGAAGAGAUGAAAGAGGAAAGUGAUGACAUAAAUUCAGUGUUCUAGAAAGAGCUCUUAAGGCUGAUCACAUACACACAUUAAGAAACACAGAGCCUGGGGAUAACUUGUCACAUUUUCCUAACUUAGGAAGGUUCUCUUCACCACCAGAUUUUUGAGACUUUCUUUCUUCUCACCCUACCUGAUCUUUCUUGGCUGGAAGAUGUCACAGUUCAGUAUUGAACACUGUACCUUGCAACACUGUCCUGCAUUUUCAUGGAAAGGUCUCUUGUCUAAGGAAGCAGGCAUGUUAAGCGAGUCCUCAGUAUUCCUUUGACCAAACUUUACCUUCCCCAAACUUCAAAAGUCACAUUUUCAGGAAUUUAAGGAAAAAAAUAUUGAGAAGAUAUCACCUGGCUCAGGCUUUACAAACACUUUCCUAUUAAGAAGUUGUAAUGAAAUAAAAUAAAAAGAAGCUGAAAGU